This is a messenger RNA of Notechis scutatus (mainland tiger snake), 2132 nucleotides long. RefSeq names its product VAMP associated protein B and C (gene VAPB). Lineage: Eukaryota; Metazoa; Chordata; Lepidosauria; Squamata; Elapidae. Gene Ontology annotation, biological process: endoplasmic reticulum membrane organization. Gene Ontology annotation, molecular function: FFAT motif binding. Gene Ontology annotation, cellular component: plasma membrane; endoplasmic reticulum membrane. The record is from RefSeq and is a predicted model, not a curated record.
CUCCUCCUCCUGGCGAGGGUGGGAAGCGUCAGCUUGCGUGCUGGGCGCGCGCCGGCUCAUUUCUCUGGCCGUGCCCCAAAGCCGCCGAGCGGGUCCUCGCUUUAGUCCCCCUUUUUCUCCGCGCCUCUUUUUCGACCCGCUUUGCCUUGUCGGGAAGGACCGUCGGCCGCCUCCGUCUCGCCACCUCGGCUCCUUUCCUCCGCACCCCCGUUUUGUUUUUUUUUCCCCUUGAGGGCCGUCACUGGCGUUUGCUCCGCUUUCCCUCCGGCCCCGCUUGGUGCUUCAACCGCCGCCGAGGAGGAGGAGGAGCGGGAGCCAACAUGGCGAAAACUGAGCAGGUCUUGAUCCUGGAGCCGCAGCAUGAGCUCAAAUUCAAAGGUCCCUUCACAGAUGUUGUCACCACAAAUCUGAAACUUGGCAAUUCAACAGAUAAAAAUGUCUGUUUCAAGGUGAAGACUACGGCUCCACGCAGGUAUUGUGUACGACCCAACAGUGGAAUUAUAGAUGCUGGAACGUCAAUUAAUGUCUCUGUGAUGCUACAACCUUUUGAUUAUGACCCUAAUGAGAAAAGUAAACAUAAGUUCAUGGUCCAGUCGAUGUUUGCACCACCUGAUACUUCAGACAUGGAGGCAGUAUGGAAAGAAGCAAAACCAGAAGAACUCAUGGAUUCUAAACUUAAAUGUGUGUUUGAGCUGCCAGCAGAAAACGAUAAACCCCAUGAUAUAGAAAUAAAUAAAAUUAUAUCCCCAGUUGCAUCAAAGACAGAAUCUGUAAUGUCAAAAUCAUUAAGUUCUUCUUCAGAUGAAAGUGAAUUGAAGAAAGUAAUGGAAGAAUGUAAGAGACUGCAGUUAGAAGUUCAGAGGUUACGAGAGGAGAAUAAACAAUUUAAGGAAGAAGACGGACUGAGGAUGAGGAAGACACCCCAGUCAAACCAUCCAAGCUAUGUUUCUGCCACCGCUGUGAAGGAGGAGGGUCUCAGCACAAGAUUACUCGCGCUGGUGGUUUUGUUCUUUAUUGUUGGCGUAAUUAUAGGGAAAAUCGCCUUGUAGAGGCAGCAUGCAGAGAAUUGUAAAUCAAAUUGAUGGAUUUGCCAUAUCAUUGGAUUAAAUUUAUUCGUAACAAAUGUUUUAAAAAAAGUGUAUGACAUCUCACAGGUCUUGCCUUUUAAAAUUUUUACCCCUGCACAAAUAUAACAUUAGCAUAACAUAAUCUACUAAAACGUUUAAACUGUAUACAGAGUAAGCAGAAGAGAGAAGGAAUUAUCUUGAUUGUGAGGAGAGAGGAAGGAAUCAUGUAUUUAACACUAUGAAAAGUGCAUUGUUUAAAAAAAAAGUACCUUAAGCAUUUCUUGGGACUUUGAAAUCUAUUCCUAGAGUUCUCCCCUUUGGAGAAAUAAAUGUCCGUCCUUUGGAGGAGUUUGUUUUGUUCUUUAGAAGUUGGUUUAAGUUGCCAAGGUGGAUGGUUUUCUGUAAAAUAUACCUAAGCCACCCUGUCUCCUCCAUAAACCUAACGGUUCUGCCCAAUGGGUGUAUCUGGUCUCCAAAUCACAGCAGUGUAUCUCAUUAAUCCGGUGUUGAUUCCAUUAUGAAUUAUACAAGCAUGGCCGUCUUUCUCCAGCUCCCAUGUCAUCUUGUGCAGUUGUGGAGGAAUAGAACAAAGAAAAGGAAGAGAGGAGGACUCGGGACAGAUUCACGGGCCAGGAAGGGGAAUCGGGACCUUCUGAAUUGACAACACUGCUGCACUUGGUCCCUGCCAGUCUGUGUAUGGCUUGGGCAUCACCAAAGCUUCUGGAAUGUUUUAACUAUGGGGAGAAAUAGAGAAAUAGAAAUAGAGAGGCUCAAUUGCACGCUUACAGUUCUUUUGGAGUCAUAGUGAAGGAAAUAAAAUGGCUUACUGUGGGCUUGAAAAUGUGGGGUGCCCAAAACCUGGUCGCCUUCAGAGAAUACAUUGCACUAAAGUGCUCCAAGCUGAAUUGAGGGUGUGGCACUUAUUCAGACUGGCUUUGCAGUAAGAGGGAGCAUUAUAUGCUGCUAUUGCAGUUAGAAAUCCCCCCCCCCUUUGCAGUUAAUCUGAUCAGAUAAAAUUCCUUUUGACCUUCUGUUUUCUGAUCCAGGUGUGAGUGUUAAUGGGGA